AUGGAACAGCAAGAUGUAGAAGGAUACGCUUUCGCACAGGCGCUUAGCGCCAUCAUCACCUCCCAAAACUCUUGCACGCUACAUGAGCAAUGCGACAGCCACUGCAGCGGCCGAGUGGGAGUGAGCCGAUACCAUCUCUCUCCGUCCGGUGUCCGUUCGAACGAGCUGGAUUUGAGAGCUGACCUGGCUCGACUUGACCUUCCAUCGUCAAAGCCGACUCGAACGGAGCCUCUGACGAUUAGCGCAGACACUCCUAUGUUCACUUAUACGUCUCUGAAAGAGUCGAACAGGAGAAUUCGUCUGUUGAAAGUCAAGCCAGGUAUCUUUCGAGCGGAUCCGGUCGACGUCGAACUGGCCGAAUUCGAAUUCGACAAGGCCCCGGCUUAUGGAGCGCUGUCUUACUGCUGGGGCAAAGAUCUCGCGGAUAAGAAGAUACUGUGCAAUGGGUGGGUCUUCCACAUCACCUCGAGUCUCGAGCGCUCUUUAAAGCAACUCCGAGCCGGAUUUCGCCCCGGUGAUAGGGAGGAGUGGAUUUGGGCGGAUGCUAUCUGCAUCAAUCAACAUGAUAUCGGAGAGAAGAACGCGCAGAUCCGGCUCAUGGAACAGAUAUACUCCACGGCGCAAACGGUGUAUAUUGAUCUUGCAGGCCUAGGUGGGCUGUCGAUGCAAGUCGGCGGCUUCGAGCUGCGUUUCGGCGACACCGUGGGUGGAUUGGGCUCCCAGGACCUGCUCACCGAAUCUGAUCACCCUUCCCAUCCAUUCCAUUUCAGAACGGCGUUCUUGGCUUUGAAGCAACCUUGGUUCACUCGGACAUGGGUUAUCCAGGAAAUGGCCCUUGCGAAGAAGGCCAAGUACAUUUUCCAUGGCAAUAUCUUCACGCAGCCUGAACUCGACGCUAUCUUGACGAGAGAAGCACUGCAAUCGCAUCCGGAACGCGCUCGGGAGCUCAUGACCGGAGGCGCCGUCCUUAUGAGAGGAUAUCUUAAUUAUCAGAAAAUGCAGACCAUCAAGCACGCCUAUCUUAGUGGUCGGAAUGAUUCCCUGCAGUUCAUUCAGCUGACCAGCGACUUUGUGGCCAGCGACCCCAAGGACAAGAUCUUCGGCCUGUUAGCGCUGUUCAACGAUAAUGAUCGGAGAGCCAUUGGACCCUAUUCUCAGGACGUGUAUAGCGUGUACAGACGCUUUGCAGCGCUCCAAGUCCGUCUCGGCCACGCCAUCAUGAUGCUCGAUAGCGCUGGGCUUCAGAAGCGCCGGCUUGACAGUGGUCAACUUGCAUCCUGGGUCCCUGAUUGGACCGCACAGUCAGGCAAUGUCAAGAACAUUUCGACCCUCCGACCUGUGCCAUACCGGGCAUCGGGAUCAUCGACACCACGAAUCGAACUGCUCGGAGACGCCGGUUCAACUGGCCUCCAACUUCGAGGCCUCUUGAUCGACCGUCUUACAUCGGUCGUGCCCUUCGCCAACCCAGACGGUCCCGAUCCAAGCUUCCUCGACUACCACAACCGCAUCCGCGCUCACUUUGACUCUUGGCUCCGGCGUUCACGCUCCGCAUACCGGGACAAUGAGGAUGCAUUCGCCCGGCUUCUCCUGAUGGACGACACCUAUAUCGGGGCCAACGCCAUUGCCUACAGCAGUCCGAUCCACUCGCCCGCGCAGACAUAUCGCGAAGCACUCCAGAGGUGGCAGGCAGGCUCCGAUGGCGGUCUGAAGGGUCAGAAAAUGGAUGCGGUCGAAACGUUUCAGAUGCAAACCAAAACGACGUGCUUGGAACGGAGCUUUGCGAUCACGACGAACGGACGGAUUGCCCUGGUUCCGCGGAUGGCGGCUGCUGGUGAUGUUGUUGCAUUGUUUUAUGGGGCAACGGUGCCAUAUCUAGUGAGACCUGCUAAGGGAGGGUUUGUUUUACUUGGUGAUGCGUAUGUAGGUGGAGUUAUGUAUGGGGAGGCUAUUGGUGGUGAUGGGAGGCUAUCCCAAUCGGGAAUGACACCAGCUGCAAGCUGCACAAGGUCGGUUGAGCACCACCAUUCCUCCUGCCCGGAAGCUUUUCUCAAGAACGGUUUUGCUUCCUCGAUCUCUUCCACCAUGUCAUUUCCUGAGACCACCUCGCUAAACAUGUCUACUGUCGUCCUUGUGACCGGAGCUACGGGCCUCCUCGGCCGUCAGGUCUUCAACACUUUCAAGAGCUCUGGCUGUCUCGUGGUCGGCCAAGGGUACUCUCGGGCGAAUCCCCCCACCAUCCUAAAGGCGGACCUGGAGAAGCCGGAUGACAUCCACGCGCUGUUGGAUGACGUGAAACCUCAAAUUGUCGUGCACUGUGCUGCCAAUCGAUCCCCCGAUCUCUGUGACAAGGACCCUGACCAAGCCCGGCGCCUCAAUGUUGACGCCACGCGCGCACUGGCCAAGGAAACGGUGGCCCGCAAUGCCUUUCUGAUCUACAUCUCUACAGACUACGUCUUCCCCGGAAAGGAAGGGGAAGCGCCGUACGAGGUGGACAGCCCGACCAAUCCGCCCAAUUUGUACGGGCAGCUCAAGCGCGACGGUGAGAUCGCCGUGUUGGAAGAAACCAAGGACACCGGGCUGGGAAUUGUGCUGCGGGUGCCGGUGCUGUACGGGCCGGCCAAGUCGAACUCGGAGAGUGCCGUCAACACGCUGGUCGACGCGGUGCAGAAGUCCCAGGAUGAGAAUGCCCGGGUGACGAUGGAUGACUGGGCGCAGCGGUAUCCCACCAACACCGAGGACGUGGCACGGGUGUGUCGCGACAUCAUCAUCAAGUACAUCAAGGAGCGGUCGCGGAUCAAGCAGCUGCCGAAGGUUCUGCAGUUUUCGUCGGAGGACCGCAUGACCAAGUACGAGAUCUGCGAGAAGCUGGCGGAGAUCAUGGGGGUGUCGCUGGGAGGGAUGAUUCGCAACCAACAAGGCAACGACCCCAAUGCAUCUGUGCAGCGGCCGUACGACACGCAUCUGUCGACGAAGGCUCUGCAGGAGUUGGGGAUUGAUGUGCGCACGGUUGAUUUCGUGACGUGGUGGCGCCGAUACUUGAGCGGAUCCAAGAAAUAA
Molecule: messenger RNA, 3057 nt
Organism: Aspergillus terreus NIH2624
Lineage: Eukaryota; Fungi; Ascomycota; Eurotiomycetes; Eurotiales; Aspergillaceae
Exons: 6
Coding region: 1-3057 (1018 amino acids)
Source: RefSeq, a predicted model, not a curated record